This is a messenger RNA of Suncus etruscus (white-toothed pygmy shrew), 2183 nucleotides long. RefSeq names its product testis associated actin remodelling kinase 1 (gene TESK1). Lineage: Eukaryota; Metazoa; Chordata; Mammalia; Eulipotyphla; Soricidae. The coding region runs from base 1 to 1899 and encodes 632 amino acids. Gene Ontology annotation, molecular function: protein serine/threonine kinase activity; ATP binding. The transcript has 10 exons. Gene Ontology annotation, cellular component: cytoplasm; nucleus. The record is from RefSeq and is a predicted model, not a curated record. Gene Ontology annotation, biological process: actin cytoskeleton organization; positive regulation of stress fiber assembly; protein phosphorylation.
AUGGCCGGGGAGCGGCCCCCGCGGCGGGGCCCGGGGCCUGGGCCCGCGGAGGCGCCGGGGGAGGGCGCGGCCGGGCCGGGGGCCGCGAGUCCGGGCGCGGGCGUGGGUGCGGGCCGGGGCCGGCCGUCGUCCUACCGGGCGCUCCGCAGCGCCGUGUCCAGCCUGGCGCGCGUGGACGACUUCCACUGCGCCGAGAAGAUCGGGGCCGGCUUCUUCUCCGAGGUGUACAAGGUCCGGCACCGCCAGUCCGGCCAGGUCCUGGUGCUGAAAAUGAACAGGCUCCCCAGUAACCGCGGCAACACGCUCCGGGAAGUGCAGCUGAUGAACCGGCUCCGGCACCCCAACAUCCUCAGGUUCAUGGGCGUCUGUGUGCACCAGGGCCAGCUGCAUGCUCUCACUGAGUAUAUGAAUGGGGGGACUCUAGAACAACUGCUCAGCUCCCCUGAACCCCUCUCCUGGCCUGUCAGACUCCGCCUGGCUCUGGACAUUGCCCGAGGCCUGCAGUAUCUGCAUGCCAAAGGUGUCUUCCACCGGGACCUCACCUCUAAGAACUGUCUGAUCCGGCGGGAAGCUCGAGGUUUUACAGCUGUUGUGGGUGACUUCGGGCUGGCUGAGAAGAUCCCCGUGUAUAGGGAAGGCGUGCAGAAAGAGCCACUGGCUGUGGUGGGUUCUCCCUACUGGAUGGCCCCAGAGGUGUUGCGGGGUGAGCUGUAUGAUGAGAAGGCUGACAUCUUUGCCUUCGGGAUCGUCCUCUGCGAGCUUAUUGCACGGGUACCUGCAGACCCCGACUAUCUGCCCCGAACGGAGAACUUUGGCCUGGAUGUGUCUGCUUUCCGGGCACUGGUUGGCGAGGACUGCCCACUGCCCUUCCUCCUUCUGGCCAUUCACUGCUGCAGUAUGGAGCCAGGCACUCGAGCCCCCUUCAGCGAAAUUACCCCACACCUUGAAUGGAUCCUGGAGCAGCUGUCGGAGCCAGCCCCCCUCACCAGGGCACCCCUUAAGCAUACCCCGGGGACUGUUCCAAGAGGGGGUCCCUCGGCCACGCUUCCCAGGCCAGAUCCCCGGCUCUCCAGAAGCCGAUCAGACCUCUUCCUGCCCCCCUCACCAGAAUUACCUCCAAACUGGGGGGACAAUCUGACUCGAGUGAACCCAUUUUCACUACGGGAAGAUCUCAGGGGCGGCAAAAUCAAGCUUCUGGACACACCCAGCAAAUCCGGGGUGCCUCUGUCCCUGGCACCACCCUCACCACUGCCCUCUGCCCCACUACCCCUGGUAACCACUCCAGACACCCAGCUGCAGCCUGUGACCCCAGCCCGCCGUUGCCGUUCCCUGCCCGCCUCCCCUGAGCUCCCCCGGCGGAUGGAGACAGUGCUGCCUGGUCCAGGACCCCCAGCUGCCGGUCCCUCAGCUGAGGAGCAGAUGGAGUGUGAAGGCAGCAGCCCUGAGCCAGAUACUCCCGGAGCAAACCCCCAGCUGACCAUGGCGGUGGCCACUGACAACUUCAUCAGCACUUGUUCCUCAGCUUCUCAGCCCUGGUCCCCUAGACCAGGACCUCCUCUGAACAACAACCCCCCAGCUGUGGUGGUAAACUCCCCACAAGGCUGGGCUGGGGAGCCCUGGAACCGGGCCCAGCACAGUUUACCCCGGGCAUCAGCCCUGGAGCGGACAGAGCCCUCACCACCCCCUGCAGCACCCCGGGAAGCUGAUGAGGGGUUACCCUGCCCUGGCUGCUGCCUGGGCCCCUUCAGCUUUGGCUUCCUGUCUAUGUGCCCACGCCCCGCACCGGCUGUGGCCCGAUACCGCAACCUGAACUGUGAGACAGGCGGCCUCCUCUGCCACCGGGGACACCAUGCCAAGCCCCCCACACCCAGCCUGCAGCUGCCUGGAGCACGCUCUUAGCAUUGGGGCCUGAGGUACACAGGCCUCCUGCUUUGGCUUUCAGGAUGCACCAAGGACAGGACACACGUGCUGGACAGCUGCAGCCCCUUUGGGCUCACUGAUUAUUCUCCCCCAUGUAGGGGACCUCAGCAUAGACUCGAGGGAGUGGACAUGCCUCUUGGCCUCAGAGCUUGCUCUACCGAGAAUCACCAAACAUACACAGUGUUGCUGACAUAGGAGACUAACGUGCAGAUUAUUUAAAAAGAUUUCAAUAAAACUGCCUGGCUGGCUCCGGGCUGCCCCUA